UUUCAAUUUUGAGAUGGACCGAAAGAAAUUGAACAUUCUUUUUUUAAAAUCUUUGGAGCUCCGAUGAGGGAACAAGAUCCUGUUGAAAACUCCACCAUUAACAAUUCCUUCCGAUCCUCAAAUUCCCAUUUUCGACGUUGUUCAAAUCUGAUUAAGCAACGACGAGAAACAGACGAUGGUGGACCAUUGACCCUGAGAUUUCGGUUUUUCCGUUUGAUUUUAAUCGGAGAAAGAAGAAGUUUCAAUUUCAAUUGCUUUCUUGUUGGAUGAAUCGCCUCAACUGUUUUCUCUCUGGGAUUGGACAAUGUCGAUGUCAUUUUUCUCCUUGAUUUUUGUCGUUGCAUAAAUUGUUCAACGUUUAUGCAUCGAAAUGGAUAGCAACACAAAAUACGUUGAAUUGCAAUCCCAGAUUGAUGUUCAAACUCCCAGAUCGGCUGCUCCGAAUCAUUCUAAUGAUCGAUUCGAUGAUCUUGAGUUUGAUGUCAAUUUCCAUCCGCUUAUCACUGGGGAGGCUCGAGGUGGAUCGGGGAUGGCCGGGGCUGUUUUUAACCUAACGACUACGAUUGUUGGAGCUGGGAUUAUGGCUCUACCUGCCACCAUGAAAGUUCUUGGAGUGGUUUCCGGGUUAGUUUUGAUAGUUUUGAUUGGUAUUUUAUCUGAGUUUAGCGUUGAAUUGUUAGUGAGAUUUAUGGUUAUAUCCAAGUCUUCGUCAUAUGGGGAGGUUGUUCAGUGUGCAUUUGGGAAAUCCAUGAAGGUCCUGACUGAAAUCUGUAUAAUUGUGAACAAUGCUGGUAUUUUGGUUGUUUAUUUGAUUAUUAUGGGGGAUGUUAUGUCUGGUUCUGUUCGUCAUAUUGGGGUUUUUGAUCAGUGGUUAGGACAUGGAUUUUGGGAUCAUAGGAAGCUUCUGGUUUUGGUUGUUUUGGUUGUUUUUCUAGCACCCCUUUGUGCUUUGAAUAAGAUCGACUCCUUGAGCUUGACGUCGGCUGCUUCGGUCGCGCUCGCAGUCGUCUUUGUUAUUAUUGCUUGUGCCAUAGCAUUGAUUAAGCUUUUUGAAGGGCAAAUUGAGCCUCCAAGAAUGAGUCCUGAUUUUGGAUCGAAGGAGGCGAUCUUAGACCUCCUUGUGGUGGUUCCAAUUAUGACCAAUGCUUAUGUUUGCCAUUUCAAUGUCCCGCCGAUAUACAACGAGCUCGAAGCACGGUCUCCACAGAGGAUGAAUACGGUUGGGAGGAUCACAACUGCUAUAUGCAUUGUAGUUUAUGCUUUGACUGCCAUAUCUGGUUAUUUACUCUUUGAGAACGAUACCGAGGCAGACGUGCUGACCAACUUCGACAGAGACUUGGGAAUUCGAUUCAGCUCCGCAUUAAAUUAUAUUGUUCGAGUUGGUUAUGUUCUUCAUUUAGUUUUUGUUUUUCCAGUUGCUCAUUUCUCGUUACGACAAACAGUCGACACCUUAGUAUUCGAGGGAUCAGCACCACUUGCAGAGAGCAGGAAGAGGUCUUUGGCCUUGACAGUAGUUUUGUUGGCGCUGAUUUAUAUGGGUUCAACCAUGAUUCCUAACAUUUGGAUGGCCUUUAAGUUUACAGGGGCAACAACAGCAGUGUCGCUGGGCUUCAUAUUACCCUCAGUUAUUGCCUUAAAGCUAUGCAAGCAGAGUGGGCAUAGGAGCUUGAACGCAACAGAGAAGCUCAUAUCAUGGUUUAUGCUAGUUAUGGCUGUCAUUGUUGGUAUCCUUGGAUUGAUUGGAAAUGUUUACAGCUUAAGCAAUCAGUCCCAGUAACUCAUUUUUCAGUACUCUAAGAGUAGAUUUUUGCAUAAUACUUUACCGAUUCUUCUGAGCUAGUUUUAUUUGGCGCGGUCGUAACGUCCACGCCUGCAUCGCCAAUGGCUUGACUUGAGGUAUGAAAAGGAUAGUUUUGUUUUAUAGCAGCAUUGCUGGAGAGUUAUGUGAUACUACAGAGCUGCUGCAAUUUUGCAGAAGUGAGUGAAUCUCUCUUAUGAAUGUUCAUCUUGUAAGGAAUUAAGUUCCAUUUGGUCCAUAUUGCAUCUAAUGGAAUGAUCAUUUUACUACAAUAUGAAAGAUUGAGCCCUUGGGACGUAAAUUUACUGUUGUUAAAUGCAAACUCUACUCUUUCUGAUCAAACAAUUUGAAAGGUAUGUAGUUUACAAUCUUGAAACAUAUAACUUUCUCUAGCCUGAUCCCAGAAAAUGCAUGUUACAUUGAAAGAA
Messenger RNA from Cucurbita maxima (winter squash), 2226 nucleotides. RefSeq names its product amino acid transporter AVT6E-like. Gene Ontology annotation, biological process: amino acid transmembrane transport. The transcript has a single exon. Gene Ontology annotation, molecular function: amino acid transmembrane transporter activity. The record is from RefSeq and is a predicted model, not a curated record. Bases 371 to 1777 code for a protein of 468 amino acids. Lineage: Eukaryota; Viridiplantae; Streptophyta; Magnoliopsida; Cucurbitales; Cucurbitaceae.